Molecule: messenger RNA, 31828 nt
Organism: Amoebophrya sp. A120
Lineage: Eukaryota; Dinophyceae; Syndiniales; Amoebophryaceae
Source: the annotation of a GenBank genome assembly
AGGACCUGCCCCAAGAAGUUGUGACCCAAUAGUAGAAAAUUGUCAAAUAAAUACCAAUCGAAAAUAGUACCAGCGAUUAUAUACAAAAACUACACCGCAAGUUGUUCUUCUCUGUGAUUGUAGUGUGAUCUCUCAACUCUAUUCAGAAGACAACAAAUGCGGACGAUUUCUAAUCCCACCUCAAUCUCAUAGUACCGUGAAUAGAAUUAUAGUUUUUCCAGAUUGAGUGAUAUAAUUUUCCGGGAAAGUUUUCUCUUCCCUGCUAUCGUAAAAUCAAGUUAGCGACAAUUUACUGAACAAACACAACGAAUAGUUGUUCUCUAGUAUCUCAUUGUUGUACCACACUAUUUGAGGAUUGACCGCGGAAAAUACUACCGGCGUGGUGAUAGAUCGAUCAGGUCUCAUCUCAGAAGUUAUUCUUCCGGCUGAGACCACUGCUCGUCAAGAACCUCGUCCGGCCCGACGAAUCUUCUCAUAAAAACUAUCACAUAUUAUGUCCGUAUCUAAUAUGUAGCUUCAAUAACAACUGUAUCAAAAAACACGUACACAUACGAACGAAUUAUCUGGUAACCAAAUGCGUGCGCGCGCGCGCGCAGAGCGCGCGCCGGCCCACGAAGCCGGCGCGCGCGCUCUGCGCGCUUGCGAUAUUGCUUAGCAAACGCAGCGCGAAGGCAGUUGCCGUUACCAUAUAGGGCAACCGCCGGGAGGCGUGAAGGUCAGGGAAAUGGCCAGAAAUGAAGCGGGAGAAGGGAAAAAAAGCGGACCAGAUGGGAAAAUGGCCAGGAGGUCAAAAAUGUCGCAAAAACGGCAGAAACCAAGCGGGAGAAGGUGAAAAAAGAGUAUUUUUGCGGUUUAGCCCACUUGAUAUCUGAAAAAGAGACGGACUAUUUUUUGCUCCGCCCGCUGGCCAGCUGCGUUGGAGCAGCAGGCCCGCGACCUGUCCGGAAGCCUUGGGCCGCUUCGUAACUGGAAAAAGUUUGAAAAAAAUGGCAAAAAAAUGCGUCAUAACGUGGGUGGAGGCAAUCGUCGGAUUUUGUCCAGAUCACCCGGGCCACUUGGAAAAUGGGAAAAGAUGAGAAAUUGCGCAAAAGCGCAAUCCCUCCGCAGGCUUCAAAACUUCCACCAAGGUGGGGGCGGUGAAAAUGUCCAGGUCGCCCGGGCCACUUGGAAAAUAGAAAAAGAUGAAAAAUUGCGCAAAAGCGCAAUCCCUCCGCAGGCUUGAAAACUGCCAGUCAGCUGCGGUCGGUGAAAAUGUGCAGGUCCCCCGGGCCACUUAGAAACCAGAAAAAAACGCGAAAAUUAAAAGAAAUCGAGAACCCCCGGCAGGCUUAGAAACUGGCCACCAAGGGCGGUCCGGCGGGCGCGCGCUUGCGCCAUACCAUCGCGAUUGGGGAAAAAAAAUCGCACUAGAAGCGGGCGGAGGCAUGUCACAAAGUCCGCAUUUGCUCUGGGUUGUGGGCAGAAAUUCUGCAUCUUCCCCGGGUCUGAAAUGGCCGAUUUUGGUGGCCCGGAAGGGUUCGCGGGUUUUCGGCCUUCCGCAUACCUUUCGGGACAGGGGGCCAGUUUGUCAUGCAGGGGGCUAGAAAGGAUGCCCCGUUCAAGCCCUCCCCCCGGCAACAUACCUCCCGGGCCAGGGGGCCAGUUUGUCAUGCAGGGGCUAAAAAGGAUGCCCCGCUGCCACAUAGCCGGACUUAGCAUUCAAUGCGUAUCGCAGGAGCCUGCGGGCCGCCGCGGGCGACAGUAGUUGUGCGCGGCCCUUUAGGGCCGCGGGGAAGUGGUGGAGCCCGCGGCGGCCCGCAGGCUCCUGCGAUACGCUUUGAAUAGAAAUCCGGAAGCCACCGAUGACCCAGAAACCUUCCUGGCCAGGGGGCCAGUUUCUCAUGCGGGGGGCUUGAAGACGAAGGAGUGGGACUGUAAUCAAAAAUAAAUAGCGCCAAAGCGCGGCCCGCAGGGCCGCGCUUUCGCCGCGCGGCUGGUUAGGCUUUCGCGCUGGUUAGAUUUUCGCGCACGCAUUUGGUUACCAAUAUCGCCCUCCGGGCGCGACCUUCAUACAACACGACAAAGUAAACGACAGCGUGUUUGUGCUUUGAUCUACUACCCAAGAACGACGACCCUAAUACUAUUUUGCGAAAACAGUACUCCUACCAAAUUCAUCUAUAGAUUGUCUAGUCUCGUCGAUUCUUUACUGUUCUUGUUUGCAAUAUUAAAAGUAUUUCUACUACCCAUGACUUGAAGAAAAAGUCACAUUGUGCUCUAAAGAUCAUCCCUGAGUUUUCCUCUUUUGUCAGCCAGGUUCGCUAAUAUUCCGGCGGACUUGGUCGUAAAGUAGAGAAAAGAAAAACGGGGAAGAUGCCGUAGAGUAUUCGUUUGAGCUUUUGUGGACUGGUAUUUGAUACUUGCAUAAUUUGGAGGAGAAGUUUCUUUUUUGCAGGACUACUUUGUAGGGUUUGUUGAUUCUCGUUCGGGUUCGUUUGAAACCGAUCGCAGAACAUAACUAACCUCGCAAUUUUCUGGCAAGAAAACUUCUCUUUUACCACGUGCUUCAAUACCUUUUGCCCAAUCUUUAACUAUUUUUGUGCCAUCGAGGAAAAUCUUUUAUCCUGAGCAAACCACUCACUAUUACUCUGUGUGUGGCUCGCUGCGGUUUUUUUUUUCGGCCAAAUUAAUAGUCAUCGACUACCGACUUUUUCCUGGUUUUAUCACUUCUUAUCGUCCUACAUAACGAGGAUAAAAGCAACGUCGUCCACGUGAAACUAAAUCGGCGUGUUAACACGACGAAUAUUUCGUCAUAAAACUACCUAAUUCUCUUUCUCGGAAGGAGAGCAGGACCUCAAAAAAAAAACCGGGUAUGUCAUCUUCCACUUCGCAAGAACAGAGGUCGUCCUCCCAGCAGGGAGGUGCGCCAGCAGCAGCUUCUACGCCCACCUCCGAGAUGAGGACAUCAACACAGCAAGGACCAUAUAAUUACCCCCAUCCGGAGGGAGAAAAUCUUCCCAUGGCAGCGUAUCGAAAGGUUUUCAGCGAAGAUCAUACAGGGACGCUGAUCAGCGCCAUCUCCACGACGACAGGGGGUAUGACAAUGCACAACUCCCCCUCGUCCCCCUCAUUUGUAUAGCAUGAACGGCAAUAAAAGCAUCAGCAAGAAUGCCGCUGUUGCAUGACAAGUUUAUUACGCUGGAGUGUAGGGCUAUUUGGGCCAACAUCCGAAUUUGUCAUGCAAACACUGCCAUGAGGAACAGACUGGAUUUGGGAUUUUGCAUGGCAAAUGAGGGGGAGGGGGGGUUGUGCACUCUCAUACAAGGCGGCGGUUCGACAGAGCGAGUCUCCUCGACGACAGCGUGCGACAACAUAAGUCCAUAUCAAAUUGAAAAAUGUCUGGGUCUGGAAGGUGGUAACUUGUGAUGCUGUCUUUGGUUUCCAAAAAAAUCUGUAUUGCAUGACUAGCAAAAGGAGUCCAGUUUGUGCUACAUGGGGAGGGCAUUUCUCGUGCGGAAUAAGCAUCAGAAAGCCUUCGAAAAAUCCGGGAUGCUACCGCAUGCAUUACAGGCGUCAUUGGUCAUGCAAAAUUUGCAUCACAAACCUGGCAAUCUUCCAGACCCAGACAUUUUUACAUUUGAUAGUCCACCGAGCGGAAUGAUUAUCCACGCUACUUCCAACAAGGAGCACCGUUCUUUCCGAGGGCUAUACUCGGAACAUAGAAGCGAUGUUGAACAUGGUAGAAAUAUCAAAUGCAAAUGAUGUUAUCUGGGUCCUCUGUAAGGAUCACGAUCAUGCGAGCCUGUGAUGCGCUUUUCACUUCGCACAGAAAUCUGUCAUGCAUGGAAGCCAAAAGGAGCUGGACACCAGUUCUGGCCACCGAAAGAAGGGCUUUAUUGCCUCAUGCGGAUGACGCAUUAUAUAUUAAGAGACCUACUUUAAUAUUUCAGAGCCUGUUAUCAUGCUAGGGCGUGCUGCAUGCCAAACCUCCUGGGGUAACACGCGAAAGCUGCAUUACAAAAAACCUCUGUAUAAUCCUUCCAGAUCCAGAUCGAUAUUUGCAGUGGAUAAGAAAAUCUUCUACUUCCAUGACUUCUAUGAAGCCGGAUAGCACGACCAGCGAAAUCGUGGGUGGCACUUACCGCGAUGAUGAAACAAGGAAUCGAAUUUCCUCAAUGUCGUCCCAUCCGCGCCAAUAUCCACCGCAAAACUAUGGUACUCGUAUGAAAUGCAGUCAUGCAUGACAGAUCUGGCUUCCUAGCGAAUUCAGCAUUAGAAAUUCCAUUUUUGUUUCUGGAAAAAUUUGUAAUGCUAUUUCUACUUGUACGAUACUUUUGCAAUGCAUAGCCAACAGCUUGUACAACCGCCCACGGCGGCGAACACGUCUUCUCUACUGAAGCCGAGCACCCCGGGGGGCGACGGCUGUCGCUCGGACGGCAGCGGAACGGCUUCCACGGUGGCUGCGACGCACGACAUUAUGGGCAGGAUGCAGGGUACGAGCUUGGUGGGCCGCAGCAUCCAGGGAGCAGCUCCAGCUGCUUCGGGAAGUAGUAGUAGCCAAGAGAACUAUUACAAAAAUGCGGACGGAUUUAAUAUUCAGCAGCAGUUUCGGACACCAAACUUAUCUCACGUUGACGAACACCAGAACUUCGCGACCCAGACGAAUGGUCAACAUCUUCACCCGCAACUGGCGCAGCUUCAAGGUUUCGAUCAGAAUGGAGGACUUGCUUUCACCCCGAACAACAACCGGCGAGUUGUAACUGAUCAGCGCCAGCUAUGGAAGCGUCAGGUUUGAAAUCGUCAAAGUUGAAAUAAUUUGUAAUGCAUAAAAUGCAUGACCCGAGGCGCGUGUGUUGCAGAGCAGGCAAGUGAGGCCGACUGUAAGCCUGUUUGGGGUGACAGCUCGAGCUGCUAAAGUAGCACGAGAAAAUCGCUCUUCUUUGCCUAAACAGCAUGACAAACUGCAUUUAGGGACCGCCGAAAUUUGUCAUGCGCCACUUGAAAACUGGGCUCCAGCUAGCAUCCAUUUUAUGCAUGACAAAUUAUUUCAACUUUGUCGAUUUCAACUCUGACACAUCCAUACCAGCAGAUGAGUCAAAAUAAUAGUAGAACCACUCCGAACAGCUAUCCUAUUUGAAAACGUCCCCACCCCAUAGUUGUAAUGCAAAUCUGCAUGCUGAAAAUCUUUCUCAUGCGGAGCUCCAUGAGAAGCAUUUUCCAAUCGUGUUGUGCAAUUUGUCAUGCUCCAAUCAGCAUGGCAUCCUAGAUCUGUGAUGCUGCUGAGCUAGCUCAAACAGCACUACACUACGAAUCCAAAUUUGUCAUGCAAAACAGCCAAAACUUGUGGAUUUGUCUAGCCGAUUCCCCAACUUGACUAUGGUGUGGGUACGUUUUUACUCAGGAUAACAGCAGUGGCAAAAUCUCAAUCGGUGCAACUACUGGCGGCUUACAAGAACAGCAGCAGUACCAGCACAACAAGCUCAGCGUACACGCGACGCCCGUGUCAAAUUCAAAUAACGUGUCUCCUGGUUCUUGUACUAGUCCCUCGGACCACCAUAUCACGAGAAAAAAGUGUUACAUACAGUUACACAUUUGUUGGAGUUUCUGCAUCACAAAUUUUCUCUGUGUGGCAGAAAAUAAAUGGGGCCACGGAAGAGUUCUUGCUGGACAUUACCAACAUUUGCCCACGCAGAGCCGUCCUCUUGCCGGACACAACCAACAUCUGUCCGAAACAGCCUAGGGCCAAGACGACACCGUGAGGACGACCACAGGGGGUCCGUCUCAAUGAUGAUGAUGAUGAUGGCAGGGAAAACUUGUAAUGCGAAGAUCAUAAGGGAAAACAGGAAGGAAGCGAGGCUCCCAAGCGUUUCCUGCAUGAGAAAGGUUAUCUGUGUUGCCGGUCUUGCAUAGACUAUAUGUGUAACUGUAACACUUUUUUCUUCGCAUACACCACCAGCAAUUCGCUCCACAGCUGAACGAAAUUUCGGAGAGAACCGCGACGAAAAAUAGCAAGGAAACGCAUCGGAUCAUCAAUAGCAGUAUCAAAUGUAAAUAAGUCUGGGUCUCCUGAAAAGUUGGAACUUGUAUUGCUGGCCUUACAUUCAGCGUCCUGUGAAAUCUGUAUUGCAUGACGAACAAAACAAGUCGUAGCCUUUCUUGUCUUACGAAAACGCAAUUUGUCAUGCGGAGGGCGUACGAGAAAGCGUUCUGCAAACUUGUCAUGCUCUGCCGCAUAAGGAAGCGUUUUCAUCAUGCACAUUUUAGCAUCACAAAUUUCCAGACCCGGACAACAUAUUUGCAUUUGAUAAGCAGGUUAGUUCGCUCGCAGUCGGAGAACUUGACGGACCAUGAUGUCGGGAGGCGCAGGCACUUCUUCGACACCAGCAAUAAAGGUGUUGCACUAGUACAUGAUCAAGGGGAACAUCAAAGUAGGAACAAGCAGAUGAUGCAAAGCGACGGAAGAUCUCCUGGUCCUGCGUCUUCGUCACAUGCUGGCGGCGGGGAAAACUACGAGAUGAUGACACUACUGCAGCAAAACGCGGGUGGGGCUUCCAGCAGCUUCUCUCCGUCGUCCCCAGGAGUUGCAGCAGGGAACAAGAAUAUAAGCAUGGCGACCUAUGAGUACAACAACCAACAAGCAGGAGCUUCAACAUCUUCCCCUUAUUUCGGAACAACAAUUUCCCAGAUGCCAGUCUCGCAGAACAAAACGAAAAUCUUCAACCGCGAAUACAAAGUCGGGGAUUCGUAUGGAGAGAAAAAAGUUUGUCACAGUCACUAACUUGCAGGUUUUGCAUUACAAAUUUUCUCAGCAUCAUAAACUUUCCUUGUAUUGCAGAAACACUAGGGAAAUCCCCAAUGAAGUUUGGCUGUGAUGCAUUUUUACGCAUGACAAACAGUUUUGUAUUGCAAGAAUGCGCAUGAGUGAUCGUGACGAACUUUUUUUCUUUGAUAAUUCGUUUUCGAGUUCCGGCGCGACGCUGGAGGAGCAUUAUGUGGCAACAUCUCAGUUAUCAAAUGUAAAAAUGUCUGGGUCUGGAAGAAUGCAACAUUUGUCAUGCACGUUUUGCAUGACGUGUGAGGUCUGUGAUGCAUGCCCUAGCAUCACAGAUUCUGUGAGAUCUUUUCCAUGCCUUUUCCGCAUGAGAAACUGCCUCUCGGCCUGCUCAAAAGUGAACAGCUUUAUUGGUGAUCAUGCAACACAGAUUUUUGCAUGAUCGAGAAUUAGCAUGACAGGUUGCAACCUUCCAGACCCAGACAUUUUUGCAAUCCAUAUCAGUACCCGGAGCUGCAGACCCAUAGUGGAAGUAUUGCUGUAGGAGCUCAACAACAACCUGGGGGACAACAGCAGUUGCAAAAAUCACAGCAGUUGUUUCAACAGCAGCAGCAGCAAACGUCUUCGCAGCAGUUCUCCUCCUCACACCAGCACCAGCACCAGGUUAUGCACUGCAAAAGUAACGUAUUAGUAUAAAUUGCAAUACAAAUUGGCUCAGCAUUACAAAUUGAAUUUGUAAUGCAGAUUUGCCUUAGGAACUAGAUUUGUAAUGCAUAAAUGCAAUUAGUACGAGUACGAUACUUUUGCAGAGGAUACAGGUCGUGCGGCAAACGACGGACGAGGUGUCGCACCAGAUGAAUUUGCACGAACAGACGACCACCAUUCAGAGGAUGAUGUCGCUGGAAACUACGACCAGGCAGGUGCAGCGGUUUGGGCAAAUGGCGGAUGUAAUGAUCCCGUCUCAGGGACAGCACCAGCAGCAGCAGACGACCGGCGCUGGAAACGUUCAAUUUCUGAACAACACUGUCAAUAAUCCCAGUGGGUCCGCCACAGGACCGGCUGGCUCAUCCUCCGCACACAGCGGGUCUGGGUCGCCAGGAGACUUUGUAGUCACUACCACACAAGGACAAGAAGCUCCUGCAACUGCACUUGGUGCAACAUCUGCCUACCCGUUAAACCUGCCCUCUCCGUUACUCGCGCUGCAGCAGCAAGCCAACAGCAUUGCCGCGGCGACCACCCUUGCGGCCCAGCAGAAUAUGAACUCCGCGGCUUCACCAACGUCCGCGCAGUCGCAGACGCAGGACGUGCGGAAUGCGCAGCUGGCGCUGAACUCGGUGAUUUCGGAUUUGCAAAACGUGAUGGCGGCCGCGAGCUACGCGCUCGGCAAUGCGGAGCGUGCCGCGCAAAAGCUCCACGAAAACGAGUUAAACCAGCCGUCGGAAAGCGAGUUUGCGCAGUUGGCAGAUAUUCGGGUGCAGUGCAGCAACGGGGUGGACGAAAAAGAGAUGCUGAAUGACAGGCCCGUGCAACUGCAACUGCAGGAUUACAUUGGCGGGGUACCUUACGAUCCGCAGUUCCUGCAAGAGCAGACUGCUCAGCAAGAGCACACAGCUGUGAUGAAUACCACUUCGGGAAUUAUCACAAAUACCGGGAGCCCGGGGCUGAUGUUGCAGGAUAGUCAGCAGCAGCUGCAGCAGACUGCUGUUGCGCAACAAGUUGGACAUCAACAACAACAAAUCCCAGCGCAAGCAAGACCUUCCCCGAGGAACCAUGUUGAAAAUCAACCGGGUCUAGCUACUACGCCGGUAGCUGCGGCAAGCAGAAGUCGUUCCGAGCGUAGUAGAGCAGCAGCAGCUACACCUAUGAAUGUAAUUACGCCUACAGUAAUGACGAACCCGAACCUGGAUUGCUUCACGCCGGUGGAUUUCCGCGUGGAGCUGGAGCGUCAGAGAAGCGGGGAACAUCAACAUCAAGCGAGGGCAGUGAAAACAGCAGCUACAGAAGAUGAGCAUCUUCAACAGCAACCGGUCGUGAUGAACCAAACCUUGCUGUCGGAUCACUUGCCGCUGGACCAACACACUGGUGGACAUAUGCGGUUCCUCGGGGAGAAGGAAACCCUCCUUCCGAAAGUCGACGAAGAGGUCGUGGACCAACAUCAAAAUCCCCGCCAGCGCACGCCCUUCGUCGAGGUGAUCAUCGGUCCUCGGCCGGACUUAUCAAGUGCAAAAAUGUCUGGGUCUGGAAAGUUGGAACUUGUAAUGCUAGCUUUACAUUCGUGGGAAAUCUGUAUUGCAGAACCGACAAAAGCCGCAGCCAUUUUUGUCAUGCAAAAACGCAGUUUCUCAUGCGAACUGCCUAUGAGAAAGCGCCGCGGAAAGUUCUCAUGCUGGACUGCAUUCGGAAGUGUUUCCAUGAUGCACAUUUCACCAUCACAAGUUUCCUGACCCAGACAUAUUUGCAUUUGAUAGGACUUAUCGCCGGGCGGGACCGAUUCUAGUACUGAUAAGACCAGUAAGGAUAUCCAAGAAAAAACAUCAUCACAAUCACUUUUGCACAUUUGUGCAAUACAAAAAUUUUUGUCAUGCGCAAAAAUGCAUCACAGUCAACACUUGUAGGCGCUUUCCCUAUAUGUUCUUGCAAUACAAGAGAAGUCUGUCCCGCGAAACAAAUUUCUGAUGCAAAACCUCCCAAAUGUGAUUGUGAUGGUGUUUUUUUCUUGGAUAAAGGAGUCUUCUGGCAGCAGUUCUUCUGGAUCGAACAACGGGUCGUCAAAGCAGGGGGGGACGAGCUCCGAUAGCAGCAAGAACUUAGCGGAUUUGAGGUCUCUCUCUCACAUCGCCGGGACGUCGGGAACGUCGUCAGCGGGACGAGCUCCAAAUAAUGACACCCAGCAGCAUCCGAAGAAGAUCAAGGGCGUGCUGAAGAAGAAGCACCGGUCAGCGGACAGCGCCCGCGGCCAGGACAAAAGCGGCCGGCCUGUCCCGAGCUCGCCGGAACUCGAUUCCUACCCGGAGCGACAGAGAUAUCCAAGAAAAAAACGUUGUAGGUGUAACUUUUUUGGAGGAGCAGCAUUACAAAUCUGUCUGGCAUGACAGCAAAAACCUGUCAUGCGCAGAUAGUACGUGAAAACGCCCUUUAAUGGGCCCUACAAUGCAUGCCAAGCAUGACAGACGCAAUCAUCUUGCAUGUUGCGCAUCACAAACUUACACUAACAGCGUUUUUUUCUUGGAUAAGAGAUCCACGGUGUCCUUUCACCCGAUGGUGUCUGCGGAGGGAUCCGAGGAGAAAUUACCCCUCAAUUUAUGCAUUGCAAAUAUGUCGUGUGGGUCUGGAAGCAGGUUACAACUUGUGAUGCUGCGUUUAGAUUUCAAACAAAUCUGUGUUGCAUGAGCAGCAAAAGGAAUCUAAUGUUGGUUACGCAGAGUAGAGGGCGUUUGUCAUGCGGAAUACUAGGCAUCAAGAAUCCCUCAAAAUAAGACCUGUGAUGCUAGAGCAUGCGCCACAGACGUCAUGGCUCAUGCAAAACGUGCAAACAGGUCUCAGAAUCUUCCAUGCCCAGACAUAUUUGCAGUUGAUACAAUUACACGGACAGCAACGACGGGUCGCGGUCCCCGAACAACUUCCGCAUGUCGGCGAAUUUAUCCUGUGCAAAAGUAUCUGAUACUCGUAUUGCAAUCAUGCAUUACAAAUCUCUUUCUUAAGGUAAAUCAGCAUUACAAUUUUUUUUUCUCAUGCUGAGGAAAUUUGUAAUGCAUUUAUACGAGUGCGAUACUUUUGCAAUUCAUAGAAUUCCAUUUCCGACUACAAAUCCGAUGUAUGCAUUGCAAAUAUGUCAUCUGGGUCUGGAAGAUGGCAACUUGUCAUGCCAAACCUGAAUGAUGCAAAAAAUCUGUGUUGCAUGGUUACCAACAGCCGUCCUUUUUUAACAAGUUGAGAGGGAAUUUCUCAUGCAGGAUAGGCAUGAUAUUGAUAGAGUUAGAGAUCCCACAGAAUCUGUCAUGCCGGGUGCUGCAUUACAGACCUCAUGGGUCAUGGAAACUGGCAUGACAAAUCCUACAUCCUUCCAGACCCAGACAUAUUUGCAUUUGAUACGAUGAGACUUCGAGCAAUUCCCAGGUGAACAGCGAAGACGCGCUGCGCCCGUCCGCCACGAACACCACCAGUAGCGAAAACCGAUCGGACGGAAAUCGGUCGGAUGAUACGUUCACGCUGCGCCAGAAAGAGGAGGAAAGGGUCGAGCGCGAACGGGAUCAGGAUCUGACCAAUACCGGAUCCGGACCGGGGGAGACGCAUUCUGUCGUGCCGGAUUUGUUGUCCUCCGUAGACGAUGAGUUGCUGCUUAGUAGUCGGCAGCAAGACCGGGAGACCAUGCGGAGACGAAUCCUGGAGAAAAACCGGAACAGCAACACGCACGCUCUGGUUGCGGGGGCCAAGAAGCAUAUUCAACAAAAUGGUGCGACGACAAUUAUGUCGAAAGGCAGCAGUGCCGGUGCUGGUGCAUCGAACAAGAAUCGAGGAUUUGUGGUUUCGCCGCAUAGAAGUAGUCCUGCUCCACCGCAAGACAUCAACACCUCGGAAGAGCCGACCAGCAACGAGACGCCGGACUCGAUUUCCGUGAAAGGCACCUACGCCUAUCAAAUGCAAAAAUGUCUGGGUCUGGAAGAUUCUGAGACUUGUCAUGCAUAUUUUGUAUGAUCGAUGAUGCCUCUAAUGCAUGAUCUAGCAUCACAGAUUUUUAGAGGGCUUCCUAAUGCCUAUUCCGCAUGACAAAUGCCCGCUCCGCGCAGCGAAAUUAUAGAAAUCUUUUGCUGCUCAUGCAACACAAUUUUUUUAGACAUCCAAAUGCAGCAUCACAAGUUGCAUUCUUCCAGACCCAGACACUUUUGCACUUGAUAACGCCUCCUCUGACACGACUCCGAACACCAGCCCGACGGAAGAGAAGGACGAACAAAGUUCUGAUAAGUUGUCCACGGGUCGUAUCAAAUGUAAAAGUGCCUGGGUCUGGAAGAUUCUGACACUUGUCAUGCACGUUUUGCAUGAGCCCUGAUGUCUGUGAUGCAUGCCCUAGCAUCACAGAUUUUUUGAGAGCUUCUUGAUGCCUAUUCCGCAUGACAAAUGCCCUCUCCGCAUAGCACAAAUUGCAUUCCUUUUGGUACUCAUGCAAUACAGAUUUUUCUGGAAUCCAAAUGCAGCAUCACAAGUUGCAUUCUUCCAGACCCAGACAUUUUUACAUUUGAUAGGUCGUGGCAGGUCAGAAUCCUCGUCUACGGGCGGUGCGAACGACGAGACUGUUUCGAAAUCCACAAGUCGGGAUAAUGUGUCUUCGAAUAGUAAAACGGUGAAAUCUUCGACGAACAAGAGUUCGAAUUCCUCCUCGAAUUUGUUGAACAAUGAAGAUCCGACCUCGUCCAACGCGUGGCGAACGACGUCCGCGGAUACCAAACCGGACACAGGAACGAGCAAGAAGAAGUGCAACAAGCAGGAUCAUAUUAUUGAAGACGAGCGCGCGGAAAUUUUGCGAGACGAAGGUCCUAGUGGAGCUAUCCCGUGCAAAAGUAUCGUACUCGUAUUGCAGUCAUGCAUUACAAAUCUUUUUCUUAAUGGUAAAUCCGCAUUACAGAUUUCAUUUCUCAUCAUGCUGAGAAAAUUUGUAAUGCAUUUAUACGAGUGCGAUACUUUUGCAGUUCAUAGGAGCAACUGUGGAACAAAAGGAGGAAGAUGUUCUUGACCACGAUAGUCCUUCUCGUCAAAGGUGCGACACAGACAGGAUAACCACGGCGCGCGCCUUGGAACGGGAGAUUUUCAAGGACAAGAACUUAUCGAAGCCAAAUACGUCGGUUGUGAAGGCGUCCACGGUAGGAGAGAAACUGGUGGAAGACGAGGGGAAAGAUCUUCCUGCUGGCGAGACGGAUAUGAAGGAUUCGUCUGCGAAGCGAACAUUUUCCUCUCCAAAUGUCAUGUUCACUGCUGAUAUGCAAUGUAAAUUUCCUGUACAUGUACAAAAUGCAUGACAAAUUUCUGUAACUUGGAGUGUGCAACUUGUCAUGCUGCACUAGGAUUGAAGCCAAGUUUUGUCAUGCAGAGACUGCAUUUGUACGUGUACAGGAAAUUUACUGUGGAUAGCUGAAACCUCCGUCAACCCCCAGAUCGGUGAGCAGGGCAGCUUCGCGCAUCGCAUCUCGGCACCGGUUAGUUAUAGAAGCGGCCAACAACAUGGUGCGCCGUCGAGUAAAGAUAAAGAACGCAACGCGGGCCCUGUUUCUUGUGGACCGUCGGAACAGACACGAACUACCGGCACAGGAGCGACUAUGGAAGCGUCAGGUUUGAAAUCGACAAAGUUGAAAUGAUUUGUCAUGCAUAAAAUGCGAUUCAAAAAGUGACUCUAUUGCAGAGGACGCACGGGAGGCAGAUUAUAGUCCUGGCAAGGGUCGUCUUCAAAAGUUGGCCUGCUGACUAGCAUGACAGCAGGCAGCUCUUUUGCCCUAAACCGCAUGAGAGACUCGCUUCGAGGACCGGGAAAAUUUGUCAUGCGCUGACUAAAAACUGUAGGUCUAACUGGUAUCCGUUUUAUGCAUGACAAGCUAUUUCAACUUUGACGAUUUCAAACCUGACGCUUCCAUAGCGACGCGGCACGGCGGUUCCGAAGCGGAUUCAUCGGAAACGAAUGCAAGUACAACAAAUAUCCUGAGUAAAAACGUCCCCACACCAGAGUCAGGAUGGGGAUUUUGCAACACAAACCUAGGAGUUUUGGGAGUCACGCAUGACAAAUUGCAGGCUGUAGUGUAGUGCAGUUUAGCAAGGGAAGUCGCAUUACAAAUCCACUUGCUUAUCCUGUUUACAGCAUUACAAGUUCCAAAACACGGUCGGAAAUGCCUAUCAUGGGGAUGCGCGUUACAAAUGCUCUUGUGCUUGCAGAUCUGCAUGACAACUCUGGGGUGGGGAUGUUUUUACACAGGAUAACAAACAUGAUGACUUUUGGCAACAAGCGAAUUCCGGCCCUGGGUGGAGCUCCGUCUGAAGGGGACGAUGACAGUGGCACCCUGAUGAAUCGAGAGCACGGCAACAUGAUUCCGCCUUUGUCUCCGCAGUCGCACAGCUACCCCCGGACCAGUGUGGAUUCGCGGGAUUAUAUCACAAGAAAAAAGGUGUUACAGUUACACAUUUGUUGGAGUUUCUGCAUCGCGAAGUUGCUCGACAUGGCAAAGAAAACCUGUGAUGCGCAGACUAUAACGGAAAACACGAAUGGAAUGAGGCUGGCACGCGUUUUCUGCAUGACAGAGGUUGUCUGUAUUGCUUGUCUUCCAUCAGGGUGUGUAACUGUAACAUUUUUUUCUCAGGAUAGAUUACAACUUGAAAAACCCCAUGUCGGAAACCAGUAUUCGGUCUUUGCAAACCACUAUGCAUUGCAAGUAUGUGGUCUGCGUCUGGGUGAUCUGGAAAGUUGUGAUGCUGAACUGUGGAUGAUAAAAACCCUUUCGAAUGCAGCGAAGCAUGACAAGUUUGCAGAGCGCUUUCUCGUACGCAACUCGCAUGAGAAGCUGCGUUCUUGUAUGACAUCAAAAGGGGCUGCGCCUGUUCUUUGUUGGUCAUGCAAUACAGAUUUAUUCACAGGAAUGCAACGUCAGCAUUACAAGUUCCAACUUUAUUCCGGACUCAGAUAUAUUUGCAGUUGAUAACCACAGCGUUCAACCAGAAAAUCAACGCGGGAUCGCAACCCCAGAACCAGCCCAGUAUCUCCUUUCAGCAGCAGAGCAUCAAUAUGCAUCGCAAAUAUGUCUGGGUCUGGAAGAAAGCAAGUUUGUCAUGCUUGUCUGGCAUGACUCUUAAAUCUGUGAUGCAUGAGCAGGAUAGGGCCUCUUGCCUCUCAUGCAAAAACGCAGCUUGUCAUGCGAAAAACGAAACACACGGCAGCUCAAAAACUUGUCAUGCUUGGCUGCGUAGUGGAGUGCGCCUACCAUUCACAGACUUGCAUCACAAGUUUCCAGACCCAGACAUGUUUGCAUUUGAUAAUCAACCGCAUGCAGGCGAACAUCUCUGCAGGAGACGCCUCUUCUUCUACCGAAAUUGGUGGAGCAGCUGCUCUACUUCCAACGCAGCACAACCGGAUAUGGCGUUCUCAAAUGUUACAUUCUCAACUGUUACAUGAAUUUGUAAUGCAAGAAUAGCACAAGUCAGAGGGAGAACCCUGCGCGUCUUGCAUUACAGAUUUAGUGCGGAUUCUAGUGCUAUUUAGCCCUCCGAGAAUUUGUCAUGCGAAGCACCUUCAUCGUCUGGUGGCUCACGGUCGUUUUGCAUGACAAAUCAUGCAACAGUUGAGAAUGUAACGCUUGAGAACCCCAUACCGGAUGCUUGAUGACACAAGUGCGGGGAUUGUCGGAAAACUGGAGUUGGACGAACAAUAUCCAAGAAAAAAACGUUGUUAGUGUAAAUUUGUGAUGCGCAACAUGCAAGAUGAUUGCGUCUGUCAUGCUUGGCAUGCAUUCUAGGGUCCAUUACAGGGCGUUUUCACGUACUAUCUGCGCAUGACACGUUUUUGCUGUCAUGCCAGACAGAUUUGUAAUGCUGUUCCUCCAAAAAAGUUACACCUACAACGUUUUUUUCUUGGAUAAACAAGACUCGGCGUUUACUCGGAGCAAAAACGUCCCCACCACAUAGUCAAGAUGGGAAAUCUGCUAGACAAAUCAACAAGCUUUGGCUGUUGCGCGUGACAAGUUUGGCCUCGUAGUGUAAUGCUGCCCAGCCAGUUCAGCAGCAUCACAGACCUAGCGCGUCAUGCUGCUUGGAGCAUGCCAAAUUUCGAAGCACGACGGUAGAAAUUGCUUGCCAUGGGGCUCCGCGUGAGAAAUAUCUUCAGCAUGCAGUAGAUUUGCAUUACAACUAUGGGGCGGGAACGUUUUUAGACAGGAUAGUGCUCAACACGUUAUUACCCACCGCGAAUUCCAACGCGUCCGUUUCCCGGGCGGCUUCUUCCGCAGUGCCGCUACCUCCCUCGUUAUCCUGUGCAAAAGCAUCGUACUCGUAUUGCAAUCAUGCAUUACAAAUCCUUUUGCCAAGGUAAAUCCGCAUUACAAAUUUUGUUUCUACUCAUGCUGAGGAAAUUUGUGAUGCAUUUAUACGAGUACGAUACUUUUGCAGUUCAUACUCGUUCUCCCGCGACAACAGUCGAGACAACACGCAGCAGCGAAGUGCGUCUCGAGGGUUCUCCGGCGGCGCGAAUACAACUGCGAAUCGGGCCGCGGUGACGAACCGGAGUAAUAACCGGAGCGGGAACAUUAUGGAAGUGUCAGAAUCGAAAUUGACAAAAUCGCAAAACUUGUGAUGCAUAAAAUCGAUACCAGUUGGAGCCUCAGUUUGCAAGCGGCGCAUGACAAAUUUCGGGAGCACCCAAAUCCAGUCUGUCGCGCUGUUUGGGCAAAGAAGACUGCCACUGUCAUGCUACUCUGGCAGCACAUUGCAUACCCCUAAACAGGCUUACAAUCGGUCUCAUUUGCCUGCGCCCCAAUACAGGCCUCCAGUGCCCUACAUUUUAUGCAUUACAAAUUUUUCGAUUUUGUCAAUUUCGAUUCUGACACUUCCAUAAACAUCAGUGGGCACGCGAUCACACGAGGAAGUAACAACGCCAAUGACGAAGCCUCGGCGUAUGAUUUUGAGCUGGAAGAUGAGCCGAUGAAGAAGAACCUGCGCAGGACCCAGUCGAGUUUGCGGUCCAUAAGCGGACUGAGCAACCAGAGUGACGAAAGUAUAUCGAUUGACUACAUUUCAAAGCAUGAUUUUUUACUGGUGUUUUGGCAGGCUCUGGGGGGUCUAACUGUGCCUGACACUCAGGAGAGCAUGGGCGAUAGCUUCUUGUACUUGCAUACAACAUGGGGCGGAUUGGCGGAAAGUAGAGGGCACUAGAUAUAUGUAACACUUACUUACCACGCUCUUAUGAUUAUGAAUACUUAUCUAAGUACUUCAUUUUCAUCCCAAAAAUUAUCCCGCAGGUCAAGGCUCUCACAGCAACUCGGCGUCUCGGAAUUUCUACGCGCGCACCCACAGUGGCAGCGCCCACCAGGACCACCAUCCUGUACUUCGGCCCCAAAACAUCGCACAGAACAAGCAGCCCGCGGUGAGCCCGAGCGCGACUUCAAAUGCGAACAGCUCGGCGGAGGAAGUGCUUUCCGCUCGUGGAGCAAUAUCAAAUGCAAAUAUGUCUGGGUCUGGAAGGAUGCAAGCUUUGUCAUGCUUGUCUGGCAUGACUGAAAAGUCUGUCAUGCGUGUCCAAGAAAGAACCCUUUUGCUUGUCAUGCAAAAACGCAGCUUGUCAUGCGGAAAACGCAACACUAAAGCUCCGCAAAUAUUUCUCAUGCUUGGCUGUGCAUUACAGAGCACUCACUAUUCACAGCUCAGCAAUAUAAGUUUCCAGACCUCCCAGACAUAUUUGAAAUGCAUAAACAGCCAACGUGAACUUUUCCGACCCGGACUGGAUGCCGCCGAACAAGGCGGGGCAGUUAUUGUGAGGAAAAAUCUCCCCUCCCCAUAAGGAAAUUUGUGAUGCUGAUUUGUGCCCACAAACAUCUGGGGCAAUAAAUGGAAGCCGUUUGGCGCAUUCCACAGCCAAUCUGUGAUGCGUUUUUUCAUACUGCAAAGGUGUCUGCCAUGCCUAACCGCUAGAGGCCUGUUGCGUAGUACCCAAUCAAGCUUAGGAAAUGCCUGUCCAAGCAUCUUCUGCAAUACAGUGGCGAUUUGUGUACAGAAAUCCAGCAACAGAAGUUUCCUUUUUUCUAUGGGGUGGGGACGUUUUUACAUAUGAUAGCAGGUACAGGUGUUGAACCAGCAGGGGGUCCACCAGCCGUCGCGACCAAGAGCCACGAACGGGACGUCUCGCACCUCGCACAGCUCUGCCACGCAAGCCAGCUACGUCCCGUCGCCCUACGUCGUGACGCAGACGCCCGGCGUGGACGGGCGGCAGUCGGAGGGAACGUUUGACGUCCGGCUCCGGCCGAACGGUCCGGAUAGCAUCAGGACCAGCAACACGACUUCUACUUCCCGGUACAGUUUGCCCUCGACGGGAGAAUUAAACGACAUGCUGCAGGGCAGCAGCAACAUCCUGCGCCGGAACGACCCGACCGAUACUAGCUACUCGGGACAGGUGAAUCUAGUAAAUAACUACAUCCAGCAGCAGCAGCAGCUAAACAACGCAGCGAACACCUCGGGCCGCACGACCGUGGCUUCGUCGAAAGCGGGAUCUAUGCAUUGCAAAAGUAUCGUACUCGUACUAAUCGCAAUCGCAUUCAUGCAUUACAAAUUUCUUUCUCGAGGCGAGUCCGCUUUACAAAUUUCAUUUCUCAUGCUAAGGAAAUUUGUCAUGCGAUUUCUACUAGAACUAGAACUAGUUCGAUACUUUUGCAGUGCAUAGGAUCGAAUUUAGACCAGCAACACCAUCAAGGGCUGUCCCCCGCGGUGUCGCAGAUGAUGGGCAUGGGCCCCAACCUGAAUACACAACUCAAUGCCACCCCACUCAACAAACAUUCCUCCGUCAGCCCGCCCGCGGCCUAUUCCAAAGCGCAAGUUUCCGCCGAAAAUUUUUUCGCAACCUCGAAAGCGGCGACACAAAGCUUAACCCCCACCGCCGCGAAGAAGGUAUGGCGUUCUCAAACGUUACAUUCUCAAGUGUUCCGUGGAUUUGUCAUGCAAGAAUGGCAGAAGUGAAAGGGGUGACCCUGCGUGCCUUGCAUGACAAAUUUAGUACACAGAUGCUCAGCCUGUGUGGGUCUUCGAGAAUUUGUCAUGCGAAGCAGCUUGAUCGCGCCGAUUCUGAUAGUGAAUCUGCAUGGCAAAUCAUGCAACAGUUGAGAAUAUAACAUUUGAGAACGCCAUAAAAGGCGGGGGCGUUGACGUUGCAAACCGACGCGUUUUAUCAAAUGCAAAAAUGAUGUCGGUCUGGAAGAGCCAAGCUUGUGAUGCUGCAUUUGGAUGCUAAAAAAACCUGUAUUGCAUGACCAGCAAGAGGAUUCAAAUUUGGCUACGAGGAGAGGGCAUUUGUCAUGCUGGAUGCGCAUAGAUAAGCGCUCAAAAAAUCUGUGAUGCUAUGGCAUACAUCACAAACAUCAUGGAUCAUGGAAAAUGUGCAUGACAGGCCCAGACAUUUUUGCAUUUGAUACGUUUCAGGUCCCCGAGGGGGCGGCGACCCGGGGAUUGGGUCGCGAGUACUUCGCCAGCAUGAAUGUAUGCAUUGCAAAUAUGUCUGGGUCUGGAAGACAGCAAUUUGUCAUGCUGUCUUUGGAUUCUAAAAAAAUCUGUAUUGCGUCGUGACCAGCAAGAUGAGGGGUCCAGUUUUUGCUGCAUGGAGAGGCCGUUUCUCAUGCGGAAUAGGCAUCAGGAAGCCCUAUUAAAAAUCUGUGAUGCUAGGUGAUGCAUUGCAUGCGUCACGGGUCAUGCAAAAUGUGCAUGACAAACGUUGCACACUUCCAGACCGAGACAUAUUUGCAGUUGAUAGAAUGACCGGAGUUGCGAUUUGGAUCUGGUGAUGAAGGAGUAUUUUCGCAUAUCCUGAGUGAAAACGUCCCCACCCCAUGGCCAAGCUGGUAAAUCUGCAACACAAAUCUCCAAGUUUUGGGAGUUGUGCAUGACAAGUUUCCCUCUGCAUUGUAGUGCUGGUUAGCAAGGGAAGCCGCAUGAGAGAGCCGCUUUCUCAUCCUGUCUACAGCAUUACAAAUUCCCAAACACGAUUGGAAAUGUCUCCCAUGGAGCUGCGCAUUACAAAUGUUUGUGUCAUUGCGCAUUUGCAUGACAACUCUGCUGUGGGGGCGACGUUUUUACAAAUGAUAUCGCACCCGGGAGUUGAAAACCCGCCCGAAAAAGGUGGAGGACGGGAGCUAUGUGCCGACGAACGGCAUCUCCAGCGGGGAUAUCAACUAUAUGCGCGGGAAGUGGGCAGCGCCCAGAGCCAUGACGGAUAGGAAGGAGGUGGUUGUGACAACAGCUGCAUCCGAGGAACAACAAGAUGUUGACAAGGAAGGUGGCAAAGAAAUGGGUGCGAAUCAUGCGGACAAAGAACGUACGAGUACGUCCGAGACAGUGCACAACAAAGACCACGAGAGCCUCGAUUAUAGCCCGGUGAGUGCCGAAGCUCUUCACACUUUCAACCAACAGCGGCAGUUGAAGGUGCAGCAGCUGGAUUCUAAAGCGCGAGAUAUGCAUUGCAAAUGUGUCUGGGUCUGGAAGGAUGUAACUUAUCACUCUGCACUUGCAUACUACAAAAAUCUGUAUUGCAUCAACAGCAAAAGAGGUCCAGUUUUUGCCACGGCGAGAGGGCAUUUCUCAUGCAGAAUAGGCAUCAGGAAGCCCUCUACAAAUCUGUCAUGCUAGGCCAUGCACUACAGGCAUCAGGGGUCAUGCAAAAUAUGCAUGCACUACGCUGAGUUGUCGUAUAGUCUGAAUUGUACCCGAAUACGUAUUAAGUUCCGAGCAAAGCUUGCGUCGUAUCGUAUGGCGAAAGCCUGAAAACAGCGAGCGAAGCACUUCAGGAGCCAAUUUCCUCAAAAGCGGAAAUGGCGCGCCUUGUGUCGUAUUUGCCCCCAAGCGGAAAGAAUAGCGCAGCAGCUGAAUUGUCACAGAAUGGAGCAACUCAGCGCACAAAGACAAAGCAGCCCAGCGCGGUGGCUCGACAAUAUAUUUUGCGACCACAGUGCCUGACAGCUUUAUUUGGAGCAAGAAAAUAGUAGUCCACGGAAGUGCCCAGCACCCUUAAAGGCGCCUCGCAUAGUAAGUAGGGGCUAAGGCCGGUAGCGCGGGAGGCUUGCGCGGGCGCUCGGCCUAUUGCGCGACGGGCUGUGUGCGUGUCGACGUUUUCCGCAGAGCGUUGCUCUAAAGCAAAGACGAAAAUAAACAGCGCGCGCACCCUAAUUUCGCAUGCGCGCCAGAAUGCGAAAGAGGGCCCGGGGGGGGCGGGGGGGGGAAGGCCGCCCGCAAGCGUUAUGCCGGGCCCGAGGCGUUCCGAAAUAGAGCGGGCGGCUUGCGGCAGUUUUCUCGUAACACUGCGCCGCCCGCCACACACGCAACGAUGUCCAGCCCUCGGAAGAGCAUUCCAUGGCUGGGCCCUCGCAAACUGGCCGCGCUAGAGCGCAGCGCUUGCAGCUUCUUCCUCUUUGCGCUACGUGUUUGGCCAUGAACAAGUGCGCGCGAAAGCCUUGGGCCUCAAACAGGCCUGCUCGGAUCACGUGAUAAUCACAUGAGUAGUCACGUGAUAAUCACAUGACUUUUGUUGCUCAUAAGCCAAUCUGAGUUGUCUUCAUCACGUGAUGAUCACAUGAUUAUCACGUGAUGACGACCCCGAAAAGGCGGCGGCUAAUAUUGCGGGAUAUGACGCGCCGCCCGUCAUACGUGAAACCAACAGCGGCAAGACAGAAAGGAUUAACGAAGAAAACUGAGCAAAGACGAAGUCCGAAGGUAUGAGCUAUAUUGUGACAAUUCAGAUCGCGCCAGAAACUGCACAAAAAAAAGUCAAAAAAGCAACUCAGCACGAAGCAAUUCAGAUUACUGCAUGCAUGACAAACCUAGCAACUUUCCAUACCCAGACAUAUUUGCAAUGGAUACGGGAGAUCUCUCUCCUGAUCACCGAAAUUGAGCGGUGGAUCCUGAAUCAGCAGCGCGCCUCCGGCUUGUUUGACGGGACUUUGGGCGGCAGUUUUCUCUACCCUAAUGAGGAUGAGCUGAACAGUAUCAAAUGCAAAAAUGUCUGGGUCUGGAAGAAUACAAACUUGUGAUGCGCAUUUGAGAACACGGAAAAAUCUCUCAUGCAUGCUGGGUAGCAAAAGCUGCCCACUUUCUGUCACCAAAGUGGGGGAUUUGUCAUGCGGAUUCGGCAUUGCGGAAGCGAAGCUUCUCGAAACCUGUAAUGCUAGAGCUUCCAUGCCAGACCUUCUGUGUCAUGCAAAAACAGCAUGACACUUCCAGACCCAGACAUUUUUACAUUUGAUAAACAGCAUGGACGGCGAGCGGGUCAGUGAAAUCAUGCGGGAGCAGAGUUACGAGCUGAUGAGCAUGAUAUGCAAUGCAAAAGUAUCGUUUUAUGUGUAAAAUGCAUCACAAAUUUUUUCAAAAAUAGAAUCAAUUAAUUUGUCAUGCUAUAUCAGGUAGAGAAUUUUUGGAUUUAUCAUGCUCAUGUCGAUGACUGCAAUUACUACGUAGGUGCGAUACUUUUGCAGAGCAUACAUGACCAACAUGAACGAUUCGAACUUUCACGACAUCAGGAAGCUGUGCAAACUCUUUGUGCAGCUCUUGAAAUUCGACUUGGAGGAAGUUUUGGAAGACAUCGGGGUGCUAUCCGCUGUGCCCGUCAACAAAGGUGGAAGCUUGAUGCUUUUUGACAAACCGAUUCUUCACGGUGUUGCUGAGGAAGACCAAACGGCCGACAUCAAGGCCGCCGCUGGUCACGACCAGAGUGAUGAACAUCCUCCAGGUAGUCGGGACAGCAACGAGACAGACCACCGUCGGGACAGCGGGGCAGACGGUAGAAGUAGCCCUCUUUCGAGCAAAAACCACUCGCUGCACUUGAAUUGCAAGGCGGAAGACAAUAUGGAUUGCAAAAAUGUCUAGGUCUGGAAGGAUCCGAACUUGUGAUGCGUGUUUCGGAUCAUACAAAGAUCUGUGAAGCAGAACGUGCAAAAGGUGUCCCUGCCGGGCCAUGCUGAGAGCAUUUCUCAUGCAGAAUAGGCAUCACCAAGGGGCUGCAGAACCUGUGAUGCUAGGCCCUGCAUUCCAGACGUGGGGGAGCUUGGAAAAACUGCAUGACAAACCUCGGAAUCUUUCUGGCCCAGACAUAUUUGCAUUUGAUAGACAAGCCGUUGACCUUCCGCGAGUGGCUCGUUCCAGGCCGGGAAUGGGAGGGGAAAAUUUGCAUCCCCGGAGACUUCAGAAGUAUAGUGGUUUUCUUUUUCGACGUUCAUAAAAUUUUUAUCUGAUAUGAGAACUACAGAGUCGUUCUUUGCCUGGCACCGCUUGUAGGUUAAGAAUUUGAACUUCCACACAGACAGGAGCGAUGAUCUUCCCAAUCUACUAUUCGAAAGAAAACUAUAUCUGAUAUCACUUUUAUACAUUCAAAUUCAUAACACAACUCCCAGCUACCCAAGACGAUUCUGGUGUGGACUACUACCUCGCUCGGGCAAAUGUAAUGGCCAAGGCAAGAGCUCCCUGCCCUGCCUGGCGAUCACUUUUGGCCACCACUUUCCGGCCGGGCGAAAGUGAUGGCCGAGAGCUCCUCCCGGGCUAUCAUUUUCCGGUCGGGCAAAAGUGGUGGUCAAAAAGCUCCUGCGGGGCCAUCACUUUCCGGUCGGGCAAAGCGAUGGCCAAGGGGUCCCUGUCCAUCGCUUCCCGGUCGGGCAAAAGUGACGGCCGCGAGCUCCACGGCCAUGCAUCACUUUCCGGUCGGGCAAAAGUCAUGGCCAGGAGCCCCCUGGCCAUCACUUUCCGGUCGGGCAAAAGUGAUGGCCGCGAGCCCUCUGGCCAUCGCUUUCGGCGGCCAUCGUUUUCCGGUCGGGCAAAAAUGAUCGAUGGGCAAAAGCUCGCUGGCCAUCGCUUUCCGAUCCGGCCGGGCAAAAGUGAAUUUUUUUCCGGUGGGGCAAAAGUGAGUGGUGGCCAAGAUGCCGGUGGCCAGCAAUCGCUUUUCGUUUGGGUAAAAAAAAAAACGAUGGUCAAAAGUGUUGGCCCGGUCGGGCAAAAGUGGUGGCCAAGAGUUCCAUGGCCAUCGCUUUUCGCUCGCCUCGGGCAAAGGUGACGGUCAAUGAAGAGCUCGCUGGCCAUCGUUUUAAUUUCGGCCCGUCGGGCAAAAGUGACGGCCAAGAGCUUCGUGGGCAUCGCUUUUCGCUCGGGCAAAAGUGAUGGCCCGGAACUCCUUGGCCAUCAUUUUUGGCCAUCACUUUCCGGGCGGGCAAAAGUGAUGGCCAGCCGGCCGCCAAAGCCGCCCCAACAUAAGCUUUGCGGCUGGCCCCCUUUGCUUUGCUUGCCGGGCGCGCAAAAGGGGCUGACGCCGGGCCGGCGUCCUGGACGCCGGACCGCAAAAGCGCUAAAGCGGCGAUGCCGUUAGGGCAAGCGCAGCAAGGCCGGCCGAGGCGCACCAAUCUCCCUCGGGGCAGCCCAUGCACAAAGCAAAACCGCACGCGCGCCGGAAGGCCGCGCCUGGGUCUAUGUAGUCCUCGCCCGCUGUGCUUUUGCUUUCUCUUGCGGUGCCAGCUCCCCCUUCCUCUGGGGCGAAUUUCAGGGCCUUUUGUGCCUAUUUCUGUCUGUGCCAUGCCUUCACCUUCUCACCAACCAAAAUAGCGCGAACGGUGCGCGCCCCAUGUGUAGAAUUAUUUUUCAAGCUACUAGCCCAGCGGGCGUCCUGGACGCCCGCGUUAAAGGGCUAGUAAUCAUAACACAACGACAACUCCCAGCUACCCAAGACGAUUCCGGUGUGGACUACUACCUCGCGAUUGAGGCCCAGCCGUGGCGGGUGCCGCCGUACCCCCCACUGAAAGACCUCCCCCCGCCGCUGAUAUCAAAUGCAAAUAUGUCUGGGUCUGGAAAAAGGCAGCGCUUGUCAUGCAUAUUUUGCAUGACCCAUAAUGUCUGUGAUGCAUGCCCUAGCAUCACAGAUUUGUUGAGGGCUUUCUGAUCAUGCCUGUACUGCAUGAGAAACAAAUGCCCUCUCCGUGGAGCAAAAAACGGACCUCUUUUGCUGCCCACGCAAUACAAAUUCUGUGUGGAAUCCAAAGGCAGCAUCACAAGUUGCGACCUUCCAGACAUCCAGGGAUAUUUGCAUUUGAUAGCUGAUCUACGCGAUCCAUUCGGACGGGUCGGAUGCGCAGUUCGUGCGGAUUAAGACCGCGAAAUUGAAGGACAUGCGGCAGUUUGAUGGCGAUGAAAAACCGAUUUUCACGGACAUUGAGAACGCGCAAUACUACGGUCGCGUCUUGGACGGCGGAGAGCUGCUUGAUACUCCUAUCAGUCGGGAACACAGCGGGAAUAAUGAUGGCAACGACCACGACGUCUCUGCAACGGGCACUGCCGGUCGGAACAGCAAGAGCAAGCCGACGGGGUCCUCUAGGUCAUCUUCAAAAAACAACGGGCGAGGAGAUCGAGAUGCCGGCGAAAUGAACGCGAAAAUAACGACCAUGCCUCGGGUAUCAAAUGCAAAAAUGUCUGGGUCUGGAACAACGCAACUUGUCAUGCUAAAUCUGAAUCAUGUAAAAAUCUGUGUUGCGUGAUUACCAAAAGCUGUCAACUUUUGACCUAAUCGAGAGGCAGUUUCUCAUGCAGGAUAGGCAUGAUAGAACUCUCACAGAAUCUGUCAUGCUAUGUCCUACAUACCAGACCUCAUGGGUUCUUAUGGAAAACCUGCAUGACAAGUGACCUGGCUCGUCUUCGAUGGGCAGGCGGAUGGCUGUGACCUGUCUCGCCCAUCAAGAUCCCUAAUCCGUAGCUCCUAGACGUUGCCUGGCCCGCGAAUGACUCCACGGCAGCCGGAUGUCCGUGACCUGGUUAUAAAGGGCUUCGUCGAUCGAUUGUGCCACUAGGGCCUUGUGUUCUGGCUACUCCGGAUCGCAAUCGAUGGAGGGCGGGACCUGCACCGGCGACAGGCGCUAUCCAACCAACCAACCAAGUCUGGCAUUCUUCCAGACCCAGACAUUUUUGCAGUUGAUAUCGGGACUACCUUUUCAACCAGCAGCGGUUGAUCGACACUUUACCCAGGAUCAGUCAGGAGUCCGUUUCCAAUUACGAAUACGAAAUCGAGGAAGAAGACGAUGAGCAAGAACCGUACGAGAAGCUGGAUUUCCUCGAUUUGGAAUGGGAAGACUUUGAGACCUAUCAAAUGCAAAAAUGUCUGGGUCUGGAAGAUUGGAGGACUUGUCAUGCACAUUUUGCAUGAUCCAUGAUGUCUGUGAUGUAUCAUGCGCUAGCAUCACAGAUUUUGUGAGGGCUUCCUGAUGCCCAUACCGCAUGACAAAUGCCCCUUCCGUGUAGGGCUUACGCAAUACAGAUUUUUUCAGAAUUCAAAGACAGCAUGACAAGUUGCAUCCUUCCAAACCCAGACACUUUUGCAAUGCAUAAGACCCGGAUCGAGGGCAAGCUGUGUCUGAAAACGGGGAAGAUUUCCGGCACCUGCCUUCAGCUGAUGGACAGCGGGGAAGACGGAUUUUACUACCCGGUCACAGAUUCUACAAAGAACACCUUCGAGCUGUUCCCGGUGUUGCACAACAACUACUGGCUGCAAGAUCCGCAGGGGUAUCCCAUCGGAUAUGGCGUUCUCAAAUGUUACAUUCUCAACUGUUGCAGGAAUUUGUCAUGCAAAAGCACCUUAGGCCGGCAGAUGAUCGAGCUGCUUCGCAUAACAAAUUUCGGAAGGGCUAGACAGCAUCUAAAUCUGCGCCAAACUUGUAAAUGCAAAAGGCGCAAUCUUCCUCCUUUCACUUUUGCCACUCUUGCAUCACAAAUUCAUGUAACAGUUGGGAAUGUAACACUUGAGAACGCCAUAGCUGGAGGGAUAGAAGUAGUAACUUUCUCGAGUCGCAGACCGAGACAAAUUCCUCCUCCUUGACGCAGCGGGCUUCCAUGGCGACGGAGGAGCAGUAUACUGGAGAGGACAACAAUAACAACGAGGAUCACGAUCAGGAAAUUCGAAAGAGCCGGACGAGAGCCUUCUCCUUCGUGCCGAAAAGUCGGAGAGAUGGUUCUAGCCGUGGUGAAGAUCCUUCGAUCACAACAACAACACCCGCGCAACUACAAACUUACUCCCCGAUCGGGGAGUCGCAUCCCGGCGAGCAUCUGCGCCUGUCUGAUCGCUCCGACUAUUCAGAAUUGGCGGACUAUGAAUUGCAAAAGUAUCGUACUAGGAGUUAUUGCAAUACAAAGUCGCUCAGCAUUACAAAUAAAAUUUGUCAUGCUGAUUUGCCUUGGAAACGAAAUUUGUGAUGCAUGACUGCGAUUACUACGAGUACGAUACUUUUGCACAGGAUACCGACUGCCACGUGCUGAAAUCCGUGAAAACGAGUCGGAAGCGGAAAAUCGCAAGGACGACGUUGUUGCGGGAGAUUGUGGAUUCCUACGCGCGGUACCACGAGGAAUUCGGGGAGGCGCCGGACUUACCCAACUCCAUUCCGGUGGACAUCUGGGUCCGCUUGUACGAGGCGAGCUUUCUCUUUCCGAAGAUUUUGCAAAACGACUUCCGGGAUUUGGAGCUCUGUCUCAAAGCGAAGCAGUUCCAGAACCGGGAGGAUUUGCGAAAAUUCUUGAAGUCGCUCGCCGGUCACGGACCCGUUUCCAAAACGCGGUUACUCGCCCACAACCGGUGGUCGCAGUCCCGGUCGAGGUUGCAGCAGAUUUUCAUGCGGCUGGCGGCGGUGCAGCAGGCCAAUAAGAUUUGGUCACGGCAAUUGUGGACCGACGAAGCGACCCGGGUGCGCACGGAAGAUAUGCGGUUGCGGAAGUUGUUUGAAAACAUCGAUGCCCAGUUGCGGAACUUACCGACGCGGGUGUGUUUGGCGGAGUUAGAGUCGAUGCGGGUCGUGAAGGAGCAACAGGGAGAGGACGAAGAGGAAGUAGAACAGCCUAAUAGAGGCGCGAAAACUUCCUCCGAAGCGAUGUUGAAAAAGCAAAAAACUGCUUCAUCCCAGAUUUUCUGCAGAAAACCCCAUCAAUCGGGAACCUACGACUACUUAUGGUCAAACUGCGUGAUCUGCAUGUGCGCCCUGGAAGGGGAGGAUGACCAGCAGGACGGGGAUGUGGUGCGACUGCCCUGCAAGCACUACUUCCACUUCGACUGCGCGUUGGAAUGGCUGAAUAACAAGGGGACGUGCCCGACCUGCAGAAAACCCGCAAUGAAGCCGGUGAUAGUUUAGGGUCGGUCCUUGAAAAUUUUUAUCCGAAAAGGAAAAUGAUAAGUAAAAAAUCUAUAAAUAGAAUCCUUUUGUACAAGAAGUGGUUUGAUUUUGGUUUCGACAAUAUAUUCCGAUUCAAUUUUAUUGUUUCUCGAUCUUAUUUCAUACGAUAAAAAUACACCAAACCGGAAGCUGCUACAUAGUCAACGUGUAACAAAACGACCGCAGUUACGUCGUCGCAGACGGUAUGUAGUUGACUUGGCGUUUCUGCCAUGCUUCCUAGACGAGUAUGGAGCCAUUAUGACAUUAUGGAAGAUUAUGACUUAAUAGCAAAGAGAGUUAUCGAAAAUGAGGAAUGUUUGUACGGUUGUAUUUGAAGAUCGUUUUUUUCGUUUUUACAUUUCAGCGAUGAUGCAACUCGCUGCAAAAAUCUUCCCUUUGGCUGCCUGCGGUAAAUUGAUCGUGUGUGAAAAGAUCAAGACACAAUAAACCACACCAGUAGAAGCAGGGGGCCAAAGUAGAGUUAAGGAAGAGAUAAAGCCAUAGUGUAGUAGUUUGUAAUGGCUUUCGUUUCGUCCGAUAAGGCCAGCGAAGUGUCAGAAUUAUGCCAGAAUAGAACUGCAGCGCCAGGGUAAAGCGACAGGCUGAGAAAUUAUGGCUAGAGGAAGUUCAGACAUCGAAUAUUGAAGUGAUUUUUCGUUGAUGUAGUUCUUUUUAAAUAUCUGGAAUCGAACAAGAAUAUACUCCCGGGAAGAUCUAUACUUUAAUUUAUCGAAAAGAUUUUCACUUUUUUUCCUAGAUUAGACAAGACCUUAAACGGGCUGAGUUUAUUUUCUUGUAUCAAGAACUUAUUUUCCGACGCCGGACUGGCUCCUGUCAAAGCGGCAUAGUGAAGUCUCAAGUACAAAAAAAAAUACGAUGCGGCGCCAGACUAUGCUAUGGCGGAAUAAGUUUGCUACGGGAUAAUUGAGCUCGUCUCUACCGAUACCUGCCAGAACAAGAAGUCAAAUGAGCUAGACAAUCUAUUAAUUGCCUACCCUGAAGAUGUUUUUAUCGACUUUUUCCUGAUUUUAUCUCCCAUUGAAGCUACAUACAGGACAAUCUCACCAACGACAGCACUACACGAAUGAUGGCUUUACGAAUGAUUUUCUAUUCUUUUAGUACCAGAUCUAAAAAAAAAACAGCACUUCCAAUCUGAUGUCACACGACAGAGCCAAACAAUAAUGCAGCCUUUUAUCUCCUCUACUUAAACACCACCGGAGAGCUUUUUCUCAUCUUCUCCGUUCGAAGGGGAUGAUGGGCAAAAGCUUUCGCAGAUUUUGCGGAGAUAAUGAACAAAAAUUUAGCACUUCAGAAACUCUCACGAAAGCAGUAAGUACAAAAAAACUAUGUGGGGAAACAUGAUACAGAGCACAAAAAGACUGACGUGGCAGCGGUAUUUUGUUAUGCCGUGACAGUUGAACAACUAGACAAGGGGAGAAGUAUUCUUGUAUACGCAUCUUUGCUUCUCCUUUUUACUACUACUAAUAAAAUCCAUAGGCGGGUGGAUCAUCAUAGAUAUGGUAGAAACUAGAUACAUUGAUCCAAAUUCAUUCCAAACUUUUUCCGAGCGUGCUCAUUUAGAACCACAAAGGUUUUGAGUUGCCGCGAGCACGAAGCUUAAAAGCCGUUGAUAGCCUGUUUUUAGGGGCAGAUAGAAGUUUUUUCCCGUCGAAUGGAAAAUAGAGUUGAGUGGUGUUGCUGUGCCAAAGAGGAAACUAUACCAUCGCCACACUGCUCGUUGUUGUCUCAGGUUUUGUAAGUCUGUGAUGGAAAAGCGCAGCAGAAAGAACCUUUUUUGUCCAUUGUCGAAGCCCGGUCGCAAAGCCAGUUUGCUCCCUGCGGGCGGGGAAACGGACAAGGUUUUUUUUUGUGACGCAGUUUUGUUUAUUUGCAACAAUCUAUGAUAACAGCGAGGACUUGUUGUGGUGGUAAUUUGUUCGGGAACAAAACCACGAAGAGGAGUCGAUCUUAUCAACUUGCUACAGUAGAAAAACUGCUUCGACACAAGAAAGGCGGCACAUCAGAAGGAAGAUGCCUCCAUACAGAAAAGCUAUACAACAUAUUACCAUAGGAAUAUUUGGGUUCAAGAACAAAAAGCACUUUAUCAUGUUUCUUCAUAGAAUACCGAGUCAGUUACAAAUCGAAUAGAGUUUCCUCGUAGAUAGAUUUUGACUUCCAAUACAGCUAAAGGUUUCUGAGUCUAUAUUUCUAUUCUUGUUUUCACACAACUAAAACAUAUUCGAGGCUGCAACAACAAUAAAUUUCACCCGGCGAAGAUGAAAAGAGACGCCAGAACCGGGAGGUUCAGAUUUUUUGUGAGUAAAUGUUAAUGCAACAGAAGCGAAAACUCGCAUGUCAAAAAAAUUUCACAAAAAUCGCUUCUCAUUCAUUCUUAAAUAAAUCUGUUAAGACGAAAUAGCUGCUUGCCUCGAAGAUAAUCGAAACUCUUUUACAGCCUUUGACAUUACGGGAGUACAACUAGAGUUGCUUUGCGACUAAAACAAACAAAAAGCAAAACAGUCGAGAUUCAUUCUCGACCUUCACGAUAGUAUCGCCACUGCUACAGCUCCUCGAUAGGUCUUACAAGCUCCUCAGUUUUUCACUUCGCUUUUAGUACCUGGGACAACAACUAUGGAGUGAUAAAUCCGUGAAGACAAAGCAACAGCACAGACAGCGCCGCUACUUGUUGAGACGCGAAGGCCAAGCGGCGAGGGCCGAAGAGCGCUCUACUUUUUAGCGGUACUAGAAACGUUGUUUUUUUUCCGGAUUUUUUGCUCCGACGACCUGGGACGGAGUUUUUCAGUAGCGUUUACUCUACUUUAUUUCCCUUGUUCAUCCCCAGAGUUGUCUAGAUCAACUCAAGCUCUCAGUUUUUAGCGUAAGAUGAGGGCCGCGACGCAGCAGUAUACAACUCGUGGCUGCUCAAGCGAACAUAAGGCAAACUUGCAGAUUAUUAGCUACAACAGGUUCUUUCGGAAGAACAAACCACCACUAUUUCAAUUUUGGGUACUUACUACAAAAGCGACUUCUUUAUUCAUCUUUUUCUAACUAAGGGGCUAGCAACAAAGAACGAGCAAGGUUCUUCUAAAUGUGAGAGGUUCUACUGUUAUGCAAAACGAAAAAAAAGUUUGGACUCAGAAGAGCACACAUCGAAGUAUAGAACCACGUCUGCUUGUUCAGGAGAAAUUUUAGAUUCAGCAAGAAAGGACUCAAGCAACAUAGCAGCUAUCACGCGAUGAACGGGCCAAGGAUAAGUGCAAGAACAUGAUAGCAGCUAUUGAGUUAGUUGGCAGAUGAGAAAAAUAAUGUAGGCCUGCGACUCCGACUGAGCAAUUUUCAUUUUCUAUGCUCUUACUUCUAGACGCAUAUAUAAUGAACAAGAAAAGCUCAGUGGCAAAAAAUUUAGGGUGCAAGAAUAGACCAAUUACUUAUCAAGCUGUCGUCGAACAAUCUUUAUUCACGCACGGCCUUGAUAUUGAGCAGGAGAAAACUACUUACCGCCGACGAAUAUGGAGUAGAGGCAGAGAAAAAAAUGGUUGAGAAGGUGAAAGCAGACAAAGGUUUUGGUAAAAGCGGCUGUCUAUGACGGUUGGAGGGCGUACAUAGCUCAAGAAAGAACAAGCUCAAAAAACUUGUAAGUUUACAAGAACGAGCAGUACAACCGAGUGCGAGAACUUGGACGAAGCUUGUUGUGACUUUCUCUUAGCUACUACUCGGGCCAGUUACGAGCCAAAAUCAAAGGAUGAUGACUCUUAUUCAUGUUUUGCUGCACCCUAAAUUGCACUAAAUUGCAAGUUUGCGAUUCUUAAAUUCGCGCAACUUCGCAGGCCAAACUGCAGGAGUUGGUCUUUUUUAUUUGAUCUAUACACAACAAGCAGUGCCAUGAGUUGUCUUAACUCGGCAACUAAAACUAAUAGCGUGUUUGGAAACGAAGAUGCUACUUACUCUAGCAUGCUUUUGAAUACAACAGUUGUGUGAACUACUUCAGUAUCCCUGUGCUGCAAUUGACCAAAUUUCUCUACAAACCUGGCAACAAAAGCUUUGAUGUGGUCUUAUUCUGACGAAAAAAAUCUAAAUUCGAGAAAGCUCCUUCGACAUGUUGGUCGGGGCCACCAGUGGGCUAAUUCGACAUGUUUGUCGGGACCACCAGUGGCGGAUUGGGGCAGGUUCUGUUCGCGGUUCGGUAAUUAUUCCAAUCCAGAAC